Naumovozyma dairenensis CBS 421 is the source of this 786-nucleotide messenger RNA. It is a transcript of the gene PLP2, whose product is annotated as Plp2p. The record is from RefSeq and is a predicted model, not a curated record. Gene Ontology annotation, biological process: protein folding. Gene Ontology annotation, cellular component: cytoplasm. The transcript has a single exon. NCBI's taxonomy places the organism in Eukaryota, Fungi, Ascomycota, Saccharomycetes, Saccharomycetales, Saccharomycetaceae. Bases 1 to 786 code for a protein of 261 amino acids.
AUGCAGAAUGAACCAAUGUUUCAAGUCCAAGUGGACGAAAAUGAAGAUUCAGAAUGGAACGAUAUCUUAAGAAGUAAAGGUGUUAUCCCCGAAAGACCACCAUCACCCACUGCUCAAUUAGAAGAAGCAUUAGAAGAAGCCAUUGUGAAACAAUAUGAAAAUAGAUUAGAAGAUAAAGAUUUAUCUGAUUUAGAAGAAUUGGAAGAUGAAGAAGAUGAAGAUUUCUUAGAGUUUUAUAAGAUGAAAAGACUGAAUGAAAUUAAACAAUUACAAUCAAAAUCAAAAUUUGGUACUGUUUUCCAUAUAAAUAAACCAGAGUAUAAUAAAGAAGUUACAUUAGCUAGUGGUGGUAAAGAUAAAACAAUCGAAGAAGAUCAAGAUGGAGACCUGAAGUCUGAGAAAGAAGGCACUUACGUGUUUGUUCAUCUUUCAAUAGAAAGUAAAUUACAAAGUAGAAUAUUAUCACAUAUUUUCCAACUUGCGUCUAAGAAAUUCCCUGAUAUUAAAUUCGUGGAGAUACCUGCAAAUAGAGCCAUUGAAAAUUAUCCUGAUAUAAAUUGUCCCACAUUGUUAGUAUAUUAUAAAGGUGACGUUGUUAAAAAUAUGAUCACACUAUUAGAAUUAGGUGGGAAUAAUACUACUCUUAAAGAUUUUGAAGAAUUAAUGGUUAGAGUAAAAGCUCUUGAUGAAAAGGAUUCUAGGUUAAUUAUGAAUCAAGAUGAUGAAGAAUCAAGAGAACAAAGGCAUUUGAAAUUUGACAAAAAAGAAAAGUAUAAGAUCAUCUAG